Messenger RNA from Etheostoma cragini (Arkansas darter), 891 nucleotides. Its product is annotated as caveolae-associated protein 2-like. The transcript is spliced from 5 exons. Gene Ontology annotation, molecular function: protein kinase C binding. The coding region runs from base 121 to 891 and encodes 256 amino acids. The record is from RefSeq and is a predicted model, not a curated record. Gene Ontology annotation, cellular component: caveola; cytoplasm. Lineage: Eukaryota; Metazoa; Chordata; Actinopteri; Perciformes; Percidae.
CACACACACACACACACACACACAGACACACAGGGUGGAGCUGUCUGUUUUUCUGCAGCUGAGACCUUCAGGAGUUUUUGGAGUUUUUCGGUUCGACUCGGAUCCUUUCUCUGCGUCGUCAUGGUUACCACGGAGUCCCACCAGACCCAGGACCUGUUGGUCCCCCCACAGGACCAGGAACAGCAGAACCAGGACGCCCAGGACCAGCUGGAGGACCAGGUUUUCACCAUGUCCGCUUUGGACAACGAGGCGAUGACGCAGGGUCCCGUCAACGCCAUCACGGUCCUCACGCUGCUGGACAAGCUGGUCCACAUGCUGGACGCCGUGCAGGAGAACCAGGGCAAGAUGGAGGUGCACCAGGUGCAGAUGGGGGGCGUGGUCAAAGGGAUCCAGGAUGAUGUCAUCAGGCUGAAUAAGACCCAGAGUCACAUGACCACCACGGUCAAUAAGCUGCUGGACAAGAGCCGCAGACUGUCCGUCACCAUGAAGGAGGUGCGUGAUAAGAUGGAGCGACAGGGUCUCCAGGUGAAGAAGUUGGAGGCGAACCACGCUCACCUGGUCAGCAGGAACAACUUCAAGGUCCUCAUCUUCCAGGAAGAGACCGAGAUCCCGGCCACGGUCUUCGUGAAGGACCCGCCCCCCUUCCCCCACCAGGAGAUUCUGGAAGAGGGCGACGAGCCGGUUCCUGUCGCUGACGGCAACCGUUCAGAGGAGGGGGGGCUGCACAGCAUCGACCUAUCGUCUGACGAGGACGUCGGUCUGGAGACGGAGCUUCAGGACGAGGAGGCGGAGCCUCACGAUCUGGACCACAACCCUGACAAGUCCAGGACAGAGAAGCUGAAACGCUCCAGUCUGAAGAAGGUGGACAGCCUGAAGAAGGCGUCAUGGUAA